CGUUUUGUCUUCUUUAUGGUCCAUUUGUCUUUCUAGUACUUCUGCGUUGUGAGUAACGUGAUAACGACAACGACGAAGGACAGAUCUGUCAUUUUCUUUCUCCAUUAAAAAAGUGCGUGAUCUGAGAAAACGAGGAGAUUUGGAAAUGAAUUUUCUUCGACGUUCUUAUUGUUAUUGAGUAACAAAGAGAGAGAGAGGGACGAGAGUUGAUUUGGCAAAUCCAAGGAUUUGUUUGGUUACCACCGGGGAAAAGUGAGAAUUCUUGAAAUAUGGGGUUUUUCAGUACGAUAUUCGGUUUCUGUGGAUUUGGAGUUGGGAUUUCAAUGGGUCUUGUGAUCGGAUAUUACCUCUUCAUCUAUUUCCAGCCCAGCGAUGUUAAGGAUCCUGAGAUUCGUCCAAUGGUUGAGCAAGACUCAGAAACUUUGCAAAGGAUGCUUCCAGAGAUACCCCUGUGGGUGAAAAAUCCAGAUUAUGAUCGUAUUGACUGGCUAAACAAGCUUCUGGAGUAUAUGUGGCCAUAUCUGGACAAGGCCAUUUGCAAGACUGCAAAGAAUAUUGCAGCCCCCAUAAUUUCUGAGCAGAUUCCCAAAUAUAAAAUUGAUUCAGUUGAAUUUGAAACACUUACACUAGGAUCCCUGCCACCAACUUUCUCAGGAAUGAAAGUUUAUGUCACUGAUGAGAAGGAGCUGAUCAUGGAACCAUGCUUAAAAUGGGCUGGAAACCCUAAUGUUACUGUUGCUGUGAAAGCAUUUGGGUUGAAAGCAACUGCUCAGGUGGUGGAUUUGCAAGUUUUUGCUUUACCACGUAUAACUCUGAAGCCUUUGGUUCCUAGUUUUCCUUGUUUUGCCAAAAUCUAUGUGUCUCUCAUGGAGAAGCCACAUGUUGACUUUGGACUAAAGCUUGUGGGAGCUGAUCUCAUGUCAAUACCUGGCCUCUACAGGGUCGUCCAGGAGAUUAUUAAAGAUCAGGUUGCCAACAUGUAUCUAUGGCCUAAAACCCUAGAAGUACCAAUCAUGGAUCCUGCAAAAGCCUUGAAGAAGCCUGUGGGAAUUCUUAGUGUGAAAGUUCUGAGGGCAGUGAAGCUGAAGAAAAAAGAUCUGCUGGGUGCAUCAGAUCCUUAUGUCAAAAUAAAGUUGACUGAGGAUAAGCUUCCAUCAAAGAAGACAACUGUAAAACACAAGAACUUGAACCCUGAAUGGAAUGAGGAAUUCAAUUUGGUUGUUAAAGAUCCAGAGACUCAGGCUGUAGAGUUUCAUGUUUAUGAUUGGGAGCAGGUUGGCAAACAUGAUAAGAUGGGUAUGAAUGUAGUUCCUCUGAAAGAACUUCCACCAGAGGAGUCAAAAAUUAUGACUCUUGAUCUCCUUAAAAAUAUGGACUUGAAUGAUCCUCAAAAUGAAAAGUCUCGUGGGCAGCUAGAGGUGGAACUAACAUAUAAACCAUUCAAGGAGGAGGAUUUGCCCAGUGGUUUUGAAGAGUCGAAUACAGUGCAGAAGGCUCCUGAUGGAACCCCUGCUGGUGGAGGUCUGCUUGUAGUGAUUGUUCAUGAGGCUCAGGAUGUUGAAGGAAAGCAUCAUACUAAUCCACAUGUACGGCUUCUUUUUAGAGGGGAGGAGAGGAAAACUAAGCAUUUGAAGAAGAAUCGAGACCCGAGAUGGGAGGAGGAGUUCCAGUUUAUGUUGGAUGAGCCUCCCACUAAUGAUAAGCUACAUGUGGAAGUUGUCAGCACUUCAUCAAGAAUGGGCUUGUUGCAUCCUAAGGAGUCUCUGGGUUAUGUGGACAUCAGUCUUGCGGAUGUUGUUAGCAAUAAAAGAAUCAAUGAGAAGUACCAUCUUAUAGACUCCAAGAAUGGCCGGAUUCAAAUUGAGAUGCAGUGGAGAACAGCGUCAUGAGCUUAUCGAGUUUUUUUUUUUCAUGAAUCUUUUCUUUCAUUUGGAUUGUGAUUUUAGGCAGCACGUUAUAGGAAUACUCGUCUGUUGUUUUUGCUCUAACAAUCCAAUUCUUUUCGUUGCUUCUGUAGAUGAUUGCAACAAAUAAUGGGGAAAAAAAACCACUGCAUAGUUUUUCAAA
This is a messenger RNA of Hevea brasiliensis (rubber tree), 2067 nucleotides long. RefSeq names its product synaptotagmin-1. NCBI's taxonomy places the organism in Eukaryota, Viridiplantae, Streptophyta, Magnoliopsida, Malpighiales, Euphorbiaceae. The coding region runs from base 270 to 1889 and encodes 539 amino acids. Gene Ontology annotation, molecular function: lipid binding. Gene Ontology annotation, cellular component: endoplasmic reticulum. The record is from RefSeq and is a predicted model, not a curated record. The transcript is spliced from 12 exons.